AGGGUACGUAGAAUUUGUAGUGAAGGGAAGCAAUGGAGAGGCCGCCAUCGAUGCCCAUCAGAAUUAUUAAAGACAACAAUGAGUCUGCCGUGGUUAUUCGGGUCAGGGAAAAUCUCAAUCAACUAUUGUUGGAUACUCCUGCCGUGGAGGCCGAAGGGCUUUCAAUCUACAAAAUACCACACUUCAUGAGACAAGUUCAGCCCAAAGCUUUAUUUGAGCCACAGUUGGUGUCGUUUGGGCCAUACCACCAUGGAGAAUCGCAUUUGUUUCGGAUGGAACUGGAAAAACGUAAAGCAUUUAAGAAUUUUCAAACCAGGUACGGAUUGCCCGUAGAGCCCAUAGUGGAACGUGUGUGGAGCAUGCUGGAAGAUGUGCAAGGAUGCUAUGAUGAGCUUGAGGGUGAAUGGAAAUUAGAAGAUGGAGCAGCCAAGUUCUUGCAGCUCAUGGUCCUGGAUGGUUGUUUCAUGCUGGAAGUCCUGUUGGCCGACAGUGGCGGCUGGCUAAGUAAUAUGAGGGAGGAUAUAGUGCGGGAUAUGCUGCUGCUUGAGAAUCAGUUGCCUAUGAAGCUUCUGGAGGAGCUGCAUUCCAUGGCAAACCAUUCCUAUUUAAAGAAUGUGAAAUCGCUUGUUUGCGAUUUCAUGGGCAUCCCCGACAAAGUGGAGGAUAAGCUAAAGGUAGAAUACUUGCACAUUUUGGAGAUGUAUAUGGAUACGUUAUUGCUUCCUAAGGUCGUGUCCCAGGGAAGACAAAAAGGCCGGAGCAAAGAGGCGGCCAAAGAACUGGACUCCGAGAUUCAAAUCAUUUGGCCUGCGACACGGCUUCAUGAAGCGGGGAUCAGAUUCAGGCGGAGCCAAAGCAAGAGCAUUACGGACGUGUGGUUCGACGAGAAAAGAGGUGUGUUGAAGCUGCCGAAAAUGGUAGUGGACGAUGACACCGAAUCAACUUUCCUAAAUGUGAUGGCGUUCGAGAAACUCCACAAGGAAGCUGGCAGCAAAGUCACGUGUUUCAUUCUCCUCAUGAACAAUCUGAUAGACGUGGACCAAGAUGUGGCGCUGCUGGCCUCCAAUAAGAUAAUACUGAAUGCCCUCGGGAACGAUCAAGACGCGGCGGAGUUGUUCGGUCGGCUGGCGCAAGGCGCGGCAUUGGAUUUAAAGUCGGACAGCCACAUAACUCAUGUGCAAGAGAUGGUGAUUGAGCAUUGCAAAAAGCGACGGCAUAAAUGGUGUGCAAGUCUCAAACACAACUAUUUUCAACACCCAUGGGCUAUCGUCUCCCUCAUUGCUGCUGCUUUGGGUUUCGUCAUCCUAAUUCUCCAGGCCGUCUACCAAAUAUGUGACUACUAUCGGGGCUAAGGUGCUGAAUGUCAUGGUCAUGCUUGUCCGGGCAUGUCGACUGUGGCCGCAUGCCCAUAACAACCUCUUUCCACGUACUUUUAUGUCAUGUAUUUAGUUUUGUUUGUUAUUUUCUUUUCCUUGUACUUUUGAUGGUGGGUGACUCUCACGAGCCAUUAAAUAUUUUCUUUGCAUUAUUAUAUUGUCGUUCACCUAAAAAAUCAAAUAGACAAUGUUACCAUGA
Messenger RNA from Momordica charantia (bitter melon), 1575 nucleotides. Its product is annotated as UPF0481 protein At3g47200. NCBI's taxonomy places the organism in Eukaryota, Viridiplantae, Streptophyta, Magnoliopsida, Cucurbitales, Cucurbitaceae. The record is from RefSeq and is a predicted model, not a curated record.